CGUGCCGUGGGUCCGAGGUUUUAGUUCGGUUUUAGCCCUGAUUCCGUGAGGACGCUCGCCAGGCGCACCGCUCCGCGUUCCGUUCCGUUUCGUACCGUACCGUACCGUUAUUCGACUGGCUCGCACGGAGCCUACCGCUCACCCACACUCCUGCAAGUACACUCGCACACAGACGGGGAGCACUCGUGCCGCGAUAACAACGCCAAAUUAUCGAGUCUGCGCCAACAUCCAGCGGAUGGCAAGUGCGAAUCUUAAAGUGGCCAACUGGCAGUCCUAGACCAGGCCGAGAACCCCUGCCCCCUUGUGCUUUUCUAUCGCCAUCUCCCCUCCCUUCUGUGCCCCCUUUGCUACAGCGGGUCAUGUGAACAGCCGCCACAAUGCGGCGAUAGCGAAACGCCAAUUGAAAUCGCGACUCCGCGGGUGCAACAAAUCCAAAUCCAAGUGACCAGACAAAAAGUGCUCCCAGUGGUGACCCAAAACAAAUGUGUCGCACCAACAGCUGGAGUGGCAGCAACGGUAACUGCUGCUCUUUAUAGUGCAACAUCGGGCCUCAUCCCCCCUCUCAUUCGCUCCCAGAACAGUCCGCUAAUAGCCAACAAAGCGAGCAUAACGGCCAGAAAAAUGGCUUUGCAGCAGCAGCAGCAACAACAACAACAGCAACACAUCAAGUGGCAGCAACAUGCAACAAAGCGACGACGCUGCCGUCAACAUUGGAUUAAACAUCUUCAGCUCUUGGGCCUCGCUGUCAUCAUCCUGGCCAGCGGCCCCGCUCCCGGCCACGCCCAGCAGCAGAAGUUCCGGACCACGCCGCACGACUUGCAGGUCCUCGAAGGAGCCGAGGCCAUGAUGCGCUGCGAGGUGGCCAACGUGGCAGGAGCGGUCCAGUGGACCAAGGAUGGCUUCGCCCUCGGCUUCUCCGCCGUGAUUCCCGGUUACCCUCGAUACUCGGUACUGGGUGACCGAAAGCAAGGAAUCUACAACCUGCGCAUCUCGAACGCCUCCAUAAACGAUGAUGCGGACUACCAGUGCCAGGUGGGACCGGCCAGGCUCAACAGCGCCAUUCGUGCCAACGCCAAGCUGACCGUCAUAUCUCCGCCAGCCUCGAUCGAGAUCAAAGGUUACAGCCACAAUUCCAAGGUGGAGGUGCGCGAGAACCAGGACCUGCAGCUCAAGUGCAUCGUGGCCAAUGCUAAGCCGGCGGCUCAAAUCGUCUGGUACCGCGGCAACGUCGAGUACAAACCAGAAAAACGCGAGGACGUCGUGGAGGAGUCCACUGCCAAAAGGUUCACCACCACCUCGAGUCUGAAGUUGAAGCCAGGACCCGAUGACGACUACACGGAGUACACGUGCCAGGCGAAGCACAAGGCCCUUUCGCCGGACAUGCCCAUGCGGGCCACCGUUCAACUGUCCGUGUUGUAUCCGCCGGGUCCGCCAUAUAUCGAGGGCUAUUCGCCGGGGGAAACUCUUCGUCGUGGCCAAACUGUGGAGCUCAUGUGCCGGAGUCGCGGCGGCAAUCCGCCUGCCCAGCUCAUCUGGUACAAGAACGGAUCCCAGAUACGAAUGGCCUACAGGACCGCUGGCCGACUGUCCGAGAACAUCUACACCUUUACCGCCGAGGCGGGGGACAACAAGGCGCGCUUUCGCUGCGAGGCGAGCAACGUGAUGUCGCAGAAUCCGCUGAAGGCGGAAGUGGAGCUCUCUGUGCUGUUUGCACCCACCCACGUCACCGUUAUGGGACCCACCGAGGCGCGAGUCGGCGAUAUCGUGCCGCUGACGUGCACCACCGCACCAUCGAAUCCGCCCGCCGAAAUCAAGUGGAUGGUGGGUGGCCGCCAGGUGCGCAACGCCACCUCAAAGACGAUUGUCAGUCCUGAAGGCGGUUGGACGACCACCUCGAACAUCACCGCCACAGUGGAGCCGAACAAGCGCUCGCUGGUCGCCAUCUGCCACGGACUCAACAUGCAGCUGACCGAGAACGUGGUCUCCACCCACACGAUCAACGUGCUGUAUCCUCCCGCGCCGCCAUUAAUUUCUGGCUAUAUGGAAGGACAAAUUAUCCCAGCUGGCUCCGUGCAAAAACUGCUUUGCGUUUCAUCAGGCGGCAAUCCGUUGGCGACGCUAACAUGGUACAAAAACGACAAGAGGAUAAACUCGGUCAUACGGGCCGCGGACAAAUCGGUCUCGGCCGAAAUCACCGUUCUGGCCAACGUGUCCGACAACCAGGCCCAAUACCGCUGCGAGGCCUCCAACAGCGCCACCGAGAUCCCGCUCUUCCAGUCCACCACGCUCAGCGUGCACUUUGCCCCGGAGACGGUCAAAAUACGCAUUGAACCGGAAGAACUGCGACCUGGCAUGGAGGCAGCCAUCAUCUGCGACUCCAGCUCCAGCAAUCCGCCGGCGAAGCUCUCCUGGUGGAAGGACGGCAUCCCCAUCGAAGGCAUUAAUAACACGUCCAAGCCCGGACUCUGGGGCGGCACGGUCUCCACGCUGGAGUUCAGGGUAAACAUCACACAGGAAAUGAACGGCCAGGUCUACACCUGCCAGAGCGCCAACGAGGCUCUCCAGCGGAGCGUCCACGAGGCGGUCAGCCUGGAUGUCCUGUAUCGACCCAAGUUCGUUCCGCCGCCCUCGUCGACGGCAGUUGGCGCCGAGGGCGAAUCGCUGCAGGUGCUGCUCCAAACGCGGGCCAACCCCACCGCGGUGGUCUACAAGUGGACCAAGGACGGGGCCACCAUUCCCCAGGACGGCGAGCACCGCAUCUUCGCGGACGGCGGCAGCCUGAACUUCACCCGGUUGCAUCGGGAUGAUGCGGGCAUCUACUCCUGCAGCGCCUCCAACUCGCAGGGCAAGGCCACCCUCAACAUCACCGUGCUGGUGGAAUACGGAACCACCAUCAAAUCGGUGUCGGAGAACAUUGUCGUCAAUCCCGGCGAGGACGCCAUGCUCUCCUGCACCGUGGAGGGCAAGCCGCUGACCGAGGAGCACGUGAAGUGGGAGCGGGUGGGCUACGACAUGACCGUGAAGACAUCGACGACCUUUGCGAACGGCACUUCCUACCUGCACAUCAAGAAUGCCCAGCGCGAGGAUGUGGGCAACUUCCGCUGCGUGGCCGACAAUCGGGUGGCCAACCCAACCAACCGCGACAUCCUGCUAAUUGUCAAGUUUGCUCCUGAGAUUGCGAAGGCUCCCACGCUGCUGCGAGCAGCCAGUGGAACCGGAGAACGGGGUCGACUGCCUUGCCGGGCACAGGGAUCCCCGAAGCCGAACUUCAUCUGGCGGCAGGAGAAGAAGGACCUGCCCAUCAACCGCACCUACAAGUACGAGGUGGAGGAGCGCAAGAUUGACUCGCUGACCUACGAGUCCACUCUCAUCGUGGACAAAGUGGCGCCGGCGGACUACGGGGCGUAUGAGUGCGUGGCCCGCAACGAUCUCGGCGAGUCGAUUGAGACUGUUCGACUGGAAAUCACCUCCCAGCCGGAUCCGCCCCUCAGCCUCAAUAUCCUGAACGUCACCCACGACACUGUCACCGUGGCCUGGACUCCGGGUUUCGACGGAGGCCUCAAGGCUUCAUAUCGCGUCCGCUAUAGGAUGGCCGACCGCGAGCAGUACAAAUACAUCGACGGGCUGCCGAACAGCCACAAGCUGACCAUCGGCGGGCUGCGGAUGAAUACGCUCUAUCUCUUCUCGGUGAUGUCCUGGAACGAGCUGGGCCAGAGCUCCUACCUGCCGGAUUUGGCGCGGGCCGAGACCAAAGAAGCCCCGCCCCCUUCGCAUCCGGCAUCCUCGCUGGGAGGCGGACCGCCGACCACCAGCCAGACGCCGCUGGGCGGCACAUCGGGCAUGCUCCUGGUGGGCGUGGGCGCCGGCGUCGUCGUCGUUCUGCUCAACGUGUUUGUCAUCGGCUGCUGUCUGCACAAACGGAACGAGAAGCGCCUCAAGCGAGUGGCGGAAACUACAAAUCAACCGGCGAAAACGGCAACCAUCGAGAUGUACGCUCCCAGUUCGUAUAAUGACACCGUAACCGGCGAGACGCUGUCCAGCGUUUCUGAGAAGAGCGAAUCCUACUCCAACGAGGGCAGCAGCCAGCCGGAAUAUAUUGACGAGGCGCGCAAGAAGGCGGCAUCCACGUAUCUCGUCGAGGGCUCGGAUAUGCCGCCGCCCAGAUACCAGAAGGAUGGCACCCUGCCAGUCAUAUACCCCAAUAAUAUUGUGAACGCGUGUACGCUGCCGCACCCGAGGCACAAUAAUGGCAGCGCCGCCAUUCACAUGACCCGGGAUGAUCAGAUGCUAAUCAGCAAGGGCGUCUAUAUUCCGUCCCCGUCGCCGGCGCCGCCUCCAGAUGGCUCCUACUACAACAUGAACAGCGACAGAUACUUGUCCUAUCCGCCAAUGGAAUACCCAGCUGCUAUGGACUUCACGGCCCAACCAAUGCCGCUGGCGCACCUGCAACCGAUCGCGGUGACCUCGCUGGCCACCAACGGCGGCGCCACGCUGAUCGGCAACGGAUCGGUGGCGGCGGUGGCCGGUGGCUCGGGCACCCUGCGGCGGGGCAUCCUGCGCGGAGUGGUGGGCGUGCCGCAGCCAGAUGUGACCCACCAUACGUCGGGAGUGGGCGGGAGUCCGCUGCAGAUGCUGCACGACCUGCACCCGGUGAAUUUGAGUGCCUCGACGCUCACCACCAGCACCACCCUGAAUGGCAGCCUGCCGACGACCACCGCCACGCUGCCCCGCCAGCCGCACGGCAUCCUUAAGGAUCCCAACCGCAACAAGCAGCAGCAGCAGCAGCAGCAGCAAAUCCAGCAGCAGCAACAGCUGCUAAAUGCCAGCCUGGUGGGCGUUCCCGUUUCCGCGGGAAUGGGGAGCCUGCAGAUCCUGAACCUGCCGCCGGCGAACGGCGGACUGGGCAACAACCUGCUGAUGACCACCAGCGGCGCCUUCGAUCCCACGGCGGUGGGCAUGAGCAGCUUCGCCGGUGGCAUCAGCCAAGCGGGCGGCAUCCCGGUGGCCUACACGGAUGCGGACGGGCAUCUCGUAUAGCUGUAGGCGGGAACUGGGGCCAUCGGCGGCUGCAGCGGCAGCAGCACCACCACCAGCUGCAGCACCACCGUGCGGAUCAUCUCCGGCAGCGAGCCCCGGUUCUGAGAAGCCAUCAUCGGAAGCGUCAUCUUGUGAUGACCCCAGCGUAAUCUCCAGCGUACUCUGUAAUCUGUAUCUGUAUCCAAAAACCUACUCGCAAGGAUGUAGCUAGUUUAGGAGCUUUCUCUUCGGCAAGCGGGUCCCUUUGGAUUCCCCUGUCCAGCAGCCACAGCAGCUUCCUCAUCCACUUGCCAUUACCUUAUUCAAAUCAGCCAGCGAAUUAGUUUAUGCAAAUUUCCACCCAAUUCCUACGACUGCCCCGCUCAAUGUGGGUGUUUAUUUAGAUAAGGACUCGGUGGGUCGGUGGGUGGGAAUGGUGGGAUUGGUGGGUGGAACCCACCGGGGGAGUGAGCAUAAUUUCGCAGAGAGUUUUACUAAUUAGCCGGCAGCAGGAGCAGGAGCAGCAGGAAGCGGGCGAAAAUAAUUUGAAAUUUCCUCGGACUCGAACGCGAAUAGCGAAACGCUCCAGAGCCUUUGACAGCUCCCAGGGGCGUGCUUCGGAUUCGGAUUCGGCUCAGGACCAGGCUGAGGCUCCUGCUCCUUCUCCUUCUCUAGCUGGCUCUGGCUCCUUCUGAAGUCGACUGGGCACGUGAUUGCCCUGGACGGCGCCGGCGGCCACGGUCGUCGAAAGUUGAAGGUUGACAGCCGCCAACUGCUCAGCCACCUCCAACCCCAAAAGCAAACCAGAUCUGGGUGCUAGAUUUGCCACCUCCCUUUUAAUGGGGCAGCUGGAAAAUCUGGGAAUGGGUCUGGGUCCCGUAGAAAACACAGUGGAGCUCACUUAACUCAAACCACUCAACACUUGGGCUUUCAAGUCAAUUUAAGAGCAAAACAAUUACACUUGUGGUGCUUCAUUUUACAUUUUCAAAUUUAAUUGUUCGCUUUUUUAAACAAAAUUAAAUUACAUCUUUUAAAGUUAUUCUAAAACCAUGAUUUAAAAUGUUGAAAAUGACUGAGACUAUUUAAAAUCCCUGUUUAAACAUUUUCAAACAAAGAGUUGUUUCAAGAACUGAUAAAUGUAUUUGGAUUUGUAAUUAUCGAGUUGAAACUUUUUAUUUCACAAAGUAUACUUGUUAGCCUUUAUUACCACACAAGUUUGUCUGGGUAAACAGAAGAGCAGUUUCAGCUAGGAGGACUCCUCUGAAGUCAAACAGGAUUAAAAGAACGUCACUGCUAGUUAAGGAGCCCAACUUAAAGACUUGAAAAGAAAAGCUAUAGAAUCCGUGUUUUAUGGAAACUUCACUUAUAUUCUUGGGAAUUUCCAUGGCUGAAAAUCAAGGCUGCCCGAGGAUUACGCCGAGGAAUUCAAGUUCCCAGCUUCUCGAGUUGUUCGACUCAAUCUCCCCGAUGGAAAUGCGCAUAUCGCAGAUAUGGCGAGGAGGCGGCCACGCCCACGCAGCCAUUAUAUGCAGAAGCUGAAGCUGACUGUAUCUUCAGCCAUCCAACUGUCAUUCGAGUGGCGCUGCCGCACAUAAACAGUUUUCAUUUGCCCCUCGUCGCAGCUCAGCGAGCGUGACAUGCCAAUCCUGGCCUGGGUUGCCAUUAGCUCCUCCACUUCGAGACCAGGAGAGUCCCGCUAUCCCAAGGACCUCUCAUCUCUGUUCCGCCUCCUCCUGCCAAGAAUUCACAUUCGCAUCUUUGACUUUGUAGGCAAGUUCUUGAGAUCCUCCGUGCAUAAUUGCCAGCAGCAGCAUUGUGUGGAUUUUAAUAUUCAUUUGGCUGUAAUUGCCGGAGCCGGAAUCCAAGGUCGGAAUCGGGGGAAGUGCACCACUGCAGCCACGAGUCCUCACUGGAUUAUCGCAAAUGAAUAAAUGCCCUGAUUUCGGGCAUAGAUGGAGGCGGAUUGGCUGGGCGCAGCACAAACACAGAGUGUGUAAUUAAAAGUGAAAUUAUCUUUGAGAUUAACGCACGCGUAGACAAAGACAAAGGCGAUGGAAAAGAGGCGGGGAAAAUGGGGGAAAAGCGGGGAAGGAGUCGGGGGAAAAUGAAGAAAAAUACGCGGAAUGAAAUUAAGAACGAAGAUGAGGCGACUUUGUGUGUAUGUACACAUGGGUGUACUUUUCCACUGCGGAUUUUCCGCAAUUGAAUAAUUGCGAUGGCCGAGUCCAGAUAAAUGUUAAAUGAGCGGGAAAAUAGGGAAACCCAUACGGAGAUACCUGUUGGGUUUUCUCCCAUGGAAAAGUGGCAAGGACAGGGGCUGCGGGGACCCACUCUAUACCAGAUAUGUGAAUGUAUAGCUUGUACUCAACUCUACGAGUAGUGCUGCCAAAUUGCAUUAAUAAUUAGACUUUAACUGGAAACGUAGCCCUAAGUAGCUAAGCCAAACAAUUUCGAACCACUACUCAAUCAGCAAGCCAAACCUUUCAAAUUGUACAAUACCACAGGGCAGAAGCCGAAAAGCAAACGAUUACCGAAUAGCGAUAAAUAAUUAACGACUAACGAUUAACGAUUAAAAGGACAAAUGCAGGUAUAUCGAUACAUACGGAGAGUCAUUGCAAUUCAUAGGUGUAAACGUAGCAUACUAUUUCGCAUCUCGUAACUCUUAGAUCCCAGACCCCAAAACAAACCCUCUAAAAGUUUGGAGCUUGGCAGGGAAUUCCCGACGAAAAACACACACAUAGGAAUAACCAACUCGCUGUCUUCUUAGGGAUAACUACAUAUUUGAUUGCACUCGAACCUAUUACUCCGCAAAGGAUCUAUCCUGGUGUCCUCAACUCGCAGCCAUCUCACAAAUCUUGUAUGUCUUCCCCAGCUUGUCCUGACGAUUGUUGAUUGCCCCUGAUUUGAUCCACAAAUACGUAUUUAUAGUUACACAUACAUAUUAGUUUAAACUCGAAACUAACACACUUGUCGGGGGAAUAAAUAAGACUUACUGUAGAUAAUUAUGUUUAAAACAAUUAACAAACACGAAAUCAAGUUGUUCAAUUUGUAUUUUUGCCAAAGAGAUAUUUGUUAAACAAAGAAGGAUUACUAGCAGCUGGAUUUUGUGUGUGCUUGUUUCACUCUCGCUGUGUUUGAUUGUUGUACGAUUGAAUUAGAGUCCCUACUUAUAUGAUUUCGGAAAUCCUCCCAUUCGACGUUAACGUAGCAUAAUUGAAGCAGCAGCUGAAGGCGAUGACACACAAGACUUGAAUACCGAACCUAGGUUAAUGUUAAAUGUUAAUGCAAAUCGAAAAGGAAACUUAAUGCAACUAAGUGUGCGUGUGUACAAAGAGGAUUAUUUAGCAAUGGAUGUGAAUGUUUUUACCACACAUUGGGUUAUGUAUUUUAUGUAGUCUGUAUGCGUAUAUCUAUAACUACAAUUAACUGAAAGCAUUGUACAGUAGUCGAGAGGGAAAAACAAUAAUUAACAAGGCGUAAGUUCAUUCGAAGAAAGAAAGAAAAUAAAGUAACGCAUUCAUAAACACAAAGCAUAAGUCGCCACUCAGAAAACUGUAUAAAACAAAAAACCAACAAAACAAUUCUUAAAAAAAAAAAGAAAUUAUUGAAAAACUAUGAAAAUUAAUGCAUAUGAAACCUACUGCAUUUUUAAAAAAGAUCUGUUAACAAAUGAAUAAUAAAAGCAUAAAAAGGAUGAAUACCAAAACCGAAAUGCAUUUCCAUUGCCGAACAAAGGGCCAACCGAUUACGGCACAAAGGACAAUUUAAUGGCAAAACUUUCGAAUCAAUUUUCAGCGGCAGGACU
Messenger RNA from Drosophila ficusphila, 8821 nucleotides. RefSeq names its product nephrin (gene sns). Lineage: Eukaryota; Metazoa; Arthropoda; Insecta; Diptera; Drosophilidae. Gene Ontology annotation, cellular component: cell-cell junction. The record is from RefSeq and is a predicted model, not a curated record. Gene Ontology annotation, molecular function: cell adhesion molecule binding. The transcript has 21 exons. Gene Ontology annotation, biological process: cell-cell adhesion. Bases 622 to 5037 code for a protein of 1471 amino acids.